CUCUGCCUUUAUCCUCCCACCUCUCUCCGCUGGCCUCCUAUCACCCUUCUCCGCCGAUCUCCGUCGUUGACUCCCGUCCGUCGAUCACAGCCCUCCACGGUCUGGACGCGUCCAAGUUAUUGAUCCGUUAUCCAUAUUCAAUCUGGUUUCAACAUUGAAGCCCUGAUUGGGAGGGAAAUCUGGAGUGGGGAGGGGGCCAAAGUUUAGGUCAAAUAAGGGUUUGAGGACUAUUCGGAUAGGUUAGAAAGAAUCUAGUAGUUGAGCCGAGAGGAAGCUACUAUAUUUGCUCCUGCCUUAGCCUUGUAAUGCAGGUAGCUUCAGAUUCCGUCUAUGCUGUGUCCAAGUAAUUGCAGAAAAGUUUUUGCCUUUUUAUAUUCCUUCCCUGCCAUCCACUCUUCCUCUGUCAAACGGUAUUCUUGUUGUACAGACCAUUCGUUUCCUCAUUUUCAGUAGGGGAAAGUUGGAUGUUUAAUAGUUUAGUAGGGCCAUAAGGAGCCAUCGAUGGUACCCGUUAUCAUUAUUAUGGUCUUAUAGAUUGUCAAAUCUGUGGAGUUGGAAAAUGGCUUUUCAGUCCGAGGAAGAAAAGACUGAGGAUUAUCUUUUCAAGAUUGUUUUAAUUGGUGACUCGGCCGUUGGAAAAUCUAAUUUGCUGGCAAGAUUUGCUAGAAAUGAGUUCUUCCCUAAUUCAAAGUCAACUAUAGGAGUAGAGUUCCAAACCCAAAAGAUCGUUAUCGAUGGUAAAGAAGUCAAAGCACAGAUAUGGGACACGGCUGGUCAAGAGCGGUUCAGGGCUGUUACAUCUGCAUAUUACAGAGGUGCUGUUGGUGCUCUUUUGGUUUAUGAUAUCAGUAGGCAUCAGACAUUUGAUAGUAUCGGCAGAUGGCUUAAUGAGCUCCACACUCACUCCGACAUGAAUGUUGUGACGAUACUUGUCGGUAACAAGUCAGAUCUUAAGGAUGCCAGGGAGGUACCCACGUCUGAAGGCAAAGCCUUGGCAGAAGCACAGGGUUUGUUUUUUAUGGAAACAUCUGCUCUCGACUCAUCCAAUGUUGCUGCCGCCUUUCAGACGGUAGUGAAGGAGAUCUACAGUAUACUAAGUCGAAAAGUAAUGAUGUCCCAGGAGCUCAAGAAACAGGACCCUAGCUGGGUGGGGAGUGGCAAGACGGUGCUUUUACAGGGAGAUGGGAACGAAGAAGCAGCAAGUACAGAGCCAAAAAAAGGUGGGUGCUGUUCAUCUUAGAGCUACACAACAAAUGAGGUCUGGAUGGAAUUUUUUGGCGGGUCUUACAUGCCCUCUUUUUUUCCACUCAAGUUCCUUGCAUCCCUUCUCCAUGUGAUCUAAUUUUUUGAAUUUGUUUAAAUGUCAAUUCAAGGAACAUGUUUUCACUCGAUCUGGGUGGAAGAAAAGAAAAUUGAAGUAGAUGUAAAUGAUCUGAAGGAGGAUUACAAAGCUUAUACAAUGUUCUGUUUCUUUCUUUUGGCCAAAAUACAAUUAUCAAAGUUCAGAUAUUUAUGCACUGUA
Molecule: messenger RNA, 1522 nt
Organism: Rosa rugosa (rugosa rose)
Lineage: Eukaryota; Viridiplantae; Streptophyta; Magnoliopsida; Rosales; Rosaceae
Product: ras-related protein RABA5a
Exons: 5
Coding region: 560-1240 (226 amino acids)
Cellular component (GO): endosome
Molecular function (GO): GTP binding; GTPase activity
Source: RefSeq, a predicted model, not a curated record